AUGGCAGCGACGGCAAGCCAGAUUGGCUUCGACUUUAGCAAUUACGCGCGUAACGAGUUCCUUGGCGCGCGUACGGCUCUUCCCAAGGCGACAUCGACGGGUACUACCAUUGUCGGCCUCAAGUAUGGAGGUGGAGACUCUGGUGAGGAGGAGGGCAUCUGCCUCGGUGCCGACACGCGUGCGACUGCUGGACCGAUCGUGGCGGACAAGAACUGCGAGAAGAUUCACUACCUCACCCCCUCCAUUCGCUGCUGCGGAGCAGGAACCGCCGCCGACACUGAAUAUGUUACGAACCUGAUGUCCUCGAACCUGGAGCUUCAUGCCCUCUCGUCCGGGCGACCAGCGCGUGUGGUGACAGCCAUGACGAUGCUGAAGCAGUACCUGUACCGCUACCAGGGACACAUUGGCGCAUACCUUGUUGUCGGUGGGGUCGACGCGACUGGCCCACACCUCUUCACAGUGCACGCGCACGGCAGCACUGACAAGCUGCCAUACGUGACCAUGGGCUCUGGUUCGCUGAAUGCUAUGGCCGUCUUCGAAGCCAGCUACAAGGAGCACAUGACGCGCCAGGAGGCGAUCGACCUUGUCGCCCGCGCCAUUCGCUCGGGUGUGUUCAACGACCUGGGCUCGGGUUCGAACGUGGACGUGUGCGUCAUCAACUCGAAGGGCACGGAGAUGCUGCGCAACUAUGAGAUGCCCAACGAGCGUGGGAUCAAGUCGCGCAACUACAAGUUCAAGCGCGGAACAACGGCAUGGCUCAAGGAGAAUGUCCGCGACCUCAUUGUCAGCGAGGAGGUGGCGACUGUCGGCGCAGGCAAGGCGCAGCCCGGGUUUACCGACAAGGGGGUCGCUACCGGCGGGGUGGGCGGUGCCGAGGGCAUGGACUUGGAUGUGUAG
This is a messenger RNA of Cutaneotrichosporon oleaginosum, 897 nucleotides long. RefSeq lists its product as uncharacterized. The record is from RefSeq and is a predicted model, not a curated record. Gene Ontology annotation, cellular component: proteasome core complex. NCBI's taxonomy places the organism in Eukaryota, Fungi, Basidiomycota, Tremellomycetes, Trichosporonales, Trichosporonaceae. Gene Ontology annotation, molecular function: threonine-type endopeptidase activity.